Psylliodes chrysocephalus is the source of this 7638-nucleotide messenger RNA. Lineage: Eukaryota; Metazoa; Arthropoda; Insecta; Coleoptera; Chrysomelidae. The record is from the annotation of a GenBank genome assembly.
GCUCAACUUGGCUUUUAGUUUUCAUUUUUGUGUCGUGGUAACCGAGUAUCUACUAACAUAACCUUGUAGUUAGCAUGUUAUUUUUCAUUUUAAUACCGAGCUAAAGUGCUAAAAUGAAAAAAAAUAUCUGUGUAGUGCCCGGUUGUACCUCAACGGACGCUUCGAACGACUCGUUGAAGUUCCAUCAGAUUCCCAAAGACGCCGAGGUGCGAAAAAAAUGGCUCAAAGCAAUAAACCGCACCGAACCGGAGAUCAACAAAAAAUCCAGAGUUUGUUCCAAACAUUUUAAGAAUCAGGAUUAUGCCGUUACUAGGUUUAACUAUAUGGGUGCCAAAAAUGCGCCUUCUGGAAGUAAGAACACCUGCGAGAUAAAAGCAUUGAAAAAUGAGGCGGUGCCGAAUCUUCUAUUGCCGCAGAAAUCAACCUUCAAAAUAAAAAUAAGCAAAAAGGAUUCGGGCAAACAAAUAAAGGUUGAAGAGGUGAAAGUUAAGGAGGAAAAAGUAGAGAAACCCGAAAAGGCGGAGAAGGUGAGAAUGCCGAAACGACCUGCAGUGGAAAUGAGCCCUCCUAGGUCCAGAACCCAAUCGAGGAGGGCAGCUAGCAAGGAAGCCCUUAAACAAAUGCAACUUUUGUUAGAUGAUGAGAACGAUGCUGUCGAAAUUCCUGAUGAUGAUAUUAUUCCAAUCGAUCCAACACCACCUCCGCCGCCGAAGAAAAAAUACAAAUUGAGUCACAGAAAAUCGUCCGAUGGAAAUGAUCGCGACGUGAUUGUUCUGAAGACGAUAACCAAUCGUGAUGCAGAAAAUACCUUGGAACUCGAUUGCUGGGUGGAACCUCUUGAAGAAGCUCAGAAAAAUCGCAUGCAGAAAUUCAAGGAUGACGAGAAAGAAAUUCAGGCCAAACUCGACACACUAAUCAGUCAAUGUAGCGCCAAAGUCAUCCACAAGGGGGAUCUGCACACCAUAAUCGAAGUGGCUGAGCAAGUGCAGAGCGCCAUUACAGGUUCCCAAGCACCACCCACAAGCUUAAUUUUGAAUAACAAUAUGGGCGGGCAACAGAGCUACCAAUUGAUUAUGGAUCCCAGGAUGGGACUCGUUGUUGGUGCUAUUAAUAAUCCUCCUCCACCACCACCUGCAACUCAACAGAAAGUUUAUCAAGGAAAAGUACAGGUCGCGCAAAACCUGCAGCAAACUCCCACGCCAUCACCUAGCACUACGCCCGCACGAGGAAAUACCCGUACACGUAACAGAGCAGCCGCCAAAAUGACACCACCACCACCUCCUCCUCCUUCUCCACCCGUCGUCACUCAAACAAGAACGCCUGUCACACAGACCCGUAAUCAAGCCACGCCACAUACUAGAGGGCAAGCUACCACACUCCAAACGAGAGCGCAAGCCACCGCACCCCAAACGAGAGGGCAAGCCACCACACCCCAAACAAGAGCCCAAGCGACACCACCAACGAGAGCCCAAGCCGCGCCCCCGACAAGAGCCCAAGCGACGCCUCCAACGAGAGCCCAAACUGCGCCUCCAACGAGAGCCCAAGCUACGCCUCCAACGAGAGCCCAAGCUGCGCCUCCAACGAGAGCCCAAGCUACGCCUCCAACGAGAGCCCAAGCCACGCCGCCUCAGACAAGAGGACAAGCUACAGUUACUCAGACUAGGGCACAGGCCGCGCCUCCUCAGACCCGAGCGCAAGCUACGCCUCCUCAAACUAGAGGACAAGCCGGCACCGUUCAGACUAGAGUGCAAGCAAAGAAGGUGGUGGUAGCACCUACACCUGCUGUUACGACUCGUGGAAGAGUGCAACCUCCUGCAAAUACCUUCUCUAGCACGGUACGACCUGACGAAACUAACGUGCAAGGCGGUCUUGCAACGGGUGGUAAGAAGGUAGUGGUAGAUUUGACCUCUGACGAUACUAACCGAUCUGCUCCAGACAGUCGCGAAAUAGCUUUCAAUAAGUUACAAGGCAAAACCUAUCCCUCUCUAGUCGUCGUAGCUAGACCCCACCUCAGGGUCCAGGAUUUAUCCUUGGACAGGCCCAAAUUGGAUGCCAAAGUAAAAUCUGUAUUGAUGCACGCUCCCACCAAGUUUACUGAAUGGUUGAUCCAACAAGGUUUGAUUCGUUCGGAACAAAAAUGCUCCGCCCACGCAACCACCCAGUUAAAACUGGGCAUGUACAGUGACGUCUCCAAAUUUCCAUACUCUGGAGGUUACGUCUGGAUCUCAGAGUGUUGUCCUCAGAGAUUUGUAUCAGUAUUCAGUGGAUCUUUAUUUGAAGGUUCGCCACAUCCACCGAUGGUCAUAUUGAAACUCCUAUACCACUGGUCAUGUCAGACCAACAUACAGAACGUUACACAAUGGGUAAAAGUCGACAAUCUCUACGUCAAAGGCAUGUUCACUUGGUUGCGCUCCAUCUGCACCGUCGCUCUCCACACCCAUAUCCGUCAAAUAGGCGGGCCCGGCAUCAAGGUCGAAGUGGGUGUGAUCUCGUUGGGUACCACCUCCCAGGACGGCAACCAACGCCAGGUCAAGGUCGAAGUGUUGGGCGUUCUCGAAUCGGAAUCGAAACUGAUUCGUCUCAGGGCCGUCGAACCUCAGGCUGAAGGUGAUAGGAACUACAAGAAACGGUUCUCGAAGAUUUUGGAGCCGGUUUGCCGAUGGGUGCAUCCGCAGAGCAUCCUAGUGGCCGAUUUGACGGUCGAUAAGCAAACGUUAGUCAGCAUGGGAUUCCAAAACGUCGUGCAGUACUCGUCCAAUCAGUACGGGAAUAACAAUCAGAUUAUGGAGUAUUUGCGAAGGAUCGUACCCAGGAUGUUCCAGAAUACUCUUUCUCUAUUGUCUAGGCAGAUUAUUCAACAGUUUUUGGACGAACUAGUGUGGCGAGAGUGGUUCGGUACGUCAUCACUGCAAGCCUUCGACAAUUUGGUGACUCAUUUGUCGGAGCAGACCCGUUUCGAGAGCUGCGGCCAAUCAUUGAUCGUUCGUUUGAACAAGGUGGCCCAAAAUCCGUUUAAAAGUUGGGCUAUAAGCGUGGGCACUGCUGCCAAGGCAGUCGAAAGUGCUCCUCCGACUGUGAACGUUACAACAGCCAAUAAAAAGCAGAGGAACGCAAGGAAACCGGAUCCGCCAAAGGUAACCACCCCGACGGUAGUAGCUCAAGACACCCGACCGCCGAAAAGCACCUCUCCCGACGUACCCGAGCACAUGGUACCAUUGGAGAGCUACUACUACGGCACCAUCGAUACCUAUUCGAAAACCCCCACCAUUACGUUGAACAUGAAGUGUCCAUUCUGCAAAUCGUCGUUCGACAACAACAUUCAAUUGAUGAGCCACUUAUUCAAGCACGCGCAUAACGUUUCGAUGGACGCCCAGCUGUGUAGGUACUGUCUGACGAGUGUGGCUACGGCGAACGAUCUAUUGAAGCAUAUCGCUACUUCACAUCCGGCCGAAACCAAAUUCGACAACGGCUUCUGCUGCCUAAUAUGUGAAACGCAAUACAUGAAUCCAUUCGUGCUAGGCAAGCACAUGUCUAAGGAGCAUUAUCCCAGCGAGCUACCCUACCAAUGUGGCACGUGCAGCUAUCGAUGUUCGAAUCACAAACAGGCCAUAGAUCACUUUUACAGAACACACGACAACGGUCCGACCAUUCAGUGUCCUUUCUGUCUCAAGUCGACCACCGUCUUUACGGCCAGCAGGAACAUCGUACAGAAUAUGAACUAUUUCAUUCAGCAUUUACAGAAACAUCAAAGGAAGCAGUUUGCUCGCCGUUGUGGCAAAUGCAAUUUGUGGUUUGUUCAAAAGGACGUACUGAAAGAGCAUCAGAACAAAAUGCACGUAUCGCAACGCGGUAAAAACGGACUGGUACCCUGGACGGCGCCUCGAAACGGAAUCAUGGUUCCUAAGUCGAAGAUGGAUAAAUAUCCAGUUGACGCGGAGGUUAUUAAUUUCGCAACGCUGAAAUUCGAUUUGAGCACAGGGCUGAUGUGUAAAGAGUGCAACACCCCUAUGGACACUCCCAAGCAUUUCCCAUCGUUCGAGAGCUGCCAGAACCCUAACUGUCAAUAUUCGACGUGUUGUACGAACGCCAUGCAGGAGCACAACGCGAAAUGUAGCAAAACCAGCAACCCGAUCUCCGAAGGAAAACUACCCUUUGAAAUGUUCUGCAUCUGCGGUUUCAGCAAUCUAGACGGUAAUCAAAUGGCGCGACACUUAGCGAUAUGUGAAAGAAAAUCCGCCUAUCCAUCAAGGACGGACGCCCAAACGGCGACAGUGACUCACAGUAUGCUGGACGUACUGGGUUUGGUCAGAAGACCUGAAGAAAAACCCAAGCCGCAGAAGAGCAAAAAGAUGAAGAAGGAAGUCAGUUUCGACAAAGUCGAUCAAGUCAUACCUGAAGCCUCGCUUACUAAACCAACAACUGAAGAACAGAAAAAAGACGCUGAAGAUACUACGAAGAGUAAAAACGUGGUAAAAACUAACGAAAAUGUUAUAUUAGACAAAGACACCUCCAAAAACGAAGUACAAAUUAUAGACGAAGACAAUAAAAUGGAUGAAGGAGUUGCUAACGAAACUGCGGUCGUUCAAAACGAUACUGCUGUCGAAGAUAAAGAAGAAAAAAUGGAGGUCGACAAUGAGGAGGUAAGGGAAACCAUUGCGACAGAUAAAGAAUUAACCGAAACUAAGAAUGAGGAAACAGUAGACAAAGAAAAAGAAGCAGCCAUUAUAGAUGAUAGACGAGACGAUGAUACAGAUCAUAAAGAAAACGAAGAAAUAUCUUCAAAUAAAGAUAAUAUUGAUGAAGAAAAAGUUAAAGAUAAUUUAGAUGAAAACAAAGAAACCCAUGAAGAAAUUGAAGCUGAAGAUAAAGAACCAUCACAGUCUAAAGAUCUAGAAGAUCUGUCUAAUAAAACUGAUUUUAAGUCACCAGAACAACAAACUGAAGAUCUGGAAGAUGCCAAAGAAAAACCAGAAAUACAAGAAGCUAUGAAAGAUAAGUCUGAAGAAGAACAAUCAGUAGAAAAGGAAUGCGAAGAAGAUGACGAUGAAAAAGUCUCUGAAAAACCAGAAUCUCGAAUUGCAUCACCAAAUAAAGAAACUGAAGAACUUGAAGGUGAUAAAAGAAAUACAGUAGAUCUCCAUAAUGAUACAAAAGAAUCUGAAGAACUUGAAGAUGAUACAAAAGAAUCAGAAGAAAUGGAAGAUGAUGCAAAAGAAUCAGAAGAACUUCGAGAUGAUACAAAAAAAUCUGAAGAACUUGAAGAUGAUACAAAAGAAUCAGAAGAAAUGGAAGAUGAUGCAAAAGAAUCAGAAGAACUUCGAGAUGAUAAAAAAGAAUUAGAUGAAGUUGAACCUGAAGCUGAUACAAAAGAAAUGGAAGAUUUUGAGAAUGAAUCAAAAGAAUCAGAAGAACAUGAAGCUGAUACAAAAGAAAUGGAAGAUUUUGAGAAUGAAUCAAAAGAAUCAGAAGAACAUGAAGAUGAUAAAAAAGAAACUGAAGAAAUAGAAUGUGUUACAAAACAAACGGAAGAACAUGAAAGUGAAACAGAAGAACUUGUUAAAAAAGAUUCAGAAGAACUUGAAGAUGAUAAAAUUGAAUCAGAAUCGCUUGGAGAUGAUAAAAGUGAACCGGAAACGAUUGAAGAUGAUAAGAAAGAAUCAUCAGAACCACAAGCGGAUUUCGAAAAUAAAGAAUCGCCAGAACAUGAAACUGAAGAGGUCGAGGACGAUGCUGAAGUUUCAGAAGACAAUCAUGAUAAAGCACCCGAAGUUCAUUCCCCUGAAAAGGAAUUAGAAGACUAUGAAGAAGACGGCGAAAAAGAAUCUGAACCACUUGAAAAAUCCGAAUAUAAAGAAUCAGAACCUCAGGAAGAUUUCGAAGAUAAAGAACCGGCAGUUGAAUCGCUAAUCAAGGAAUCUGAAGAAAAUGAAGAUGACGAAAAGGAAUCUGAAGAAAUCGCAGAUCGAGAAUCUUAUACGAAAUCUCCAAUGGAAAAAGAAGAUGACGAAAACGAAUCAGAACCGCAAUUGGAUGACUUUGAAGAAGAUAAAGAAGCCAAAGACGAUGUGUCUUCAGAGAAAGAUACUGAAGAUAUUGAAGACGCGACAAAAGAAUUGGAACCAUCAGAACGAGAACCCGAAUUGGAAUCGGCAGAACGGGAAACCGAUUUGGAUCUGACAGAACGGGAAACCGAUUUGGAACCGCCGGAACGUGAACCCGAAGAUUUAGACGAAUCUGAAAAAGUUGCGAUCGACUAUAGAAAAGAAUCCGAAUCGGAUCUUAGUAACCACGUCUCUGAACCCGAAACGAAAAUGGAGACAUCGGAGAUGCUGUCUGACAAGGAACCGCCCGCCAUGACUUCUGAUUACAUUCAGAACCUUCUGAGCAACGUCGUGAGAGGCGGUGACGAGACGUCCGUCAUGGAAACGGAUGGUGAUGGAAAAAAUUCGGACGAUGUUAAUAUGGCGUCGCCGUCCGAGAUGAUGGACGUGCCGGACGUCAGUGGAGAUGCACCUACGCCAAUGGAGACUGAUUAAAUGGGAAGAUAAGGAUUUAGAUUGAAGGAGAAUAAAAAUCGAUAUAUUUUAUUUAAUUUGAAUCGUGGAGGGGCUCGAUUGCCGAUUGGUGGAUGGGAGGAGGGGGAAUAGUUGGUAGGAGAUCGUACUAGUGAAAUGCAUCACUUUUUCUAUCGAUAGUAUUUUCGAAUCAGAUGGAUGAGGAUUUGGUGUCGGAGAAAUGUUAUUUGGGUUGUUUUGAGAGCAAACAUUUGUUUUUGUUUAUGAGAAUAGGCCUAUUCAGUUUCGUUUUUGAAUUUGUAUUAAUCAUAUAUUUGUAAAGAUACUAGUGAGUUAAGCGACCACCAAAUUUUAAUCUUAUUAAGAGGUUUGUAUAUUCCGGAUGGAAUAUUUGGUUCAAAACUGGUUUUUUUCAUUUUCAAAUUUUCUCGUAGAAACUAAAUUAUUUACUAGGAAAAAUCGGAAGUAGAAACAAAUUAUUUUGGCUAGUAUUAGAAGCACAUUCUAAAAUAAAAAAGAAACGACUCAAAUUUUCGUCCAUCAAAUAAACCAAAUCCUAAUUUUUACUACGUUAAAAACCAGUUUUUGUUAUAAAAUAUUUUUCGACGUAAGGAUAGUAAACGGGCAGCGGCUAAUUUAAUUUUUGGCCCCUCCACAUAUUAAAAAACUACUAGAACCUCAAAAAAUUUAAUUUUUUCGAAUCGCGAAGGCACGCCUAGCAUGUUUUAAAGGCCUUGGCAGGUUCCCAGUUGAGAAUCGUUUCUAGCUGACUGAUAGAAAACAAAGAGUUAAUGUUGGCGCAUCUGUAUUUAAGUGUUUUCCCCUGUAUAUAGUAGCUUUUAAGUAAUUUUCUUUUUUUGUAUAAAAGUGCUGUUCUAUAGGUGUAUUCGUCCGCAAAGACUCAAAGGUUAGAAUUAGAUAGAUUUAUUGAUUAUUUAAAAAAUAAUAUGAAUGAAUUACUAUAUUAAUAUGUUUGACCCCUUGUUUAUAUUUUUUUAUAUAGGUGAGAUAACUCUUUUUAUUUUAGUGAAUUUCGAUAUCCGUGUUGCACUAUUUGUACGUUUAAUACAUUUGUUUUCUAGUUAUUGGCGAUUUUAUUUCGAAAAUUAAAUAUUUUAAAUUA